CUCAUGGCUUGGAGAUUAUUCGCCAUUCGGUGGAUAUUUGAUGAACUUCGAUUUAGUUCAAUACUUUCUUUCGCUCCACUAUUCCCUUAUCUAGCCUACUCCUGGAUUUUGAAUGAAUCGAAUGCUUUAAAGGUCGUCGCAUCGCAUAAAAAGCCAGCCGGAGCAUAGGCAAUGACAAGCAUCGUAAAUGCCGUUCAGGCGACGCCAACGCCAUGUGGGCAAAAGACGAAACUAGUGUCUGUCGUCAGUUCGGCACUGAAAAGUCGAGGAUAUGUUAUAAAUGUGGAAUGGACGCGGUUUUAAAUUAGAAAAACUCUGUUUAAUUGGCUCUUAUUUCACCAAUCUGACUAUUUACAAUUAUUGUGGCUUGUGUGUACAGGUCUGAAAUUCUGUGAACUGAUGGUGAGGCAAAGAGUUGUAACGUUGAAAUGAAAUGAUUGUGGAAUAUUUCCCCUCAUGUAUUUCUCAUCAUCUAACUUCUAGUGUGAACAUAUUCUCUAAGACCAAAUUUGUAUAUGUCACAACUCACCAGUGCAUAUGCAAACAUAAGUUAACAAGAAUUACUCUAAGGAAUUACGCUGGAAAUGAGUGAUCCAGAAUUUAGUGCUUCUGAAGAAGGCAUAUUCGUUGCUGAAACUUCCAAUCAAUCCUCUUCUCCUUCCAAAUCAUCUCGUGGAACUAGUAAAAGAGGAAGAGGAAAGUCAAAACGGAGUAGAAAGCUGUCUAGUGAUAAUGACUCCUCUAGCAAUGGCCUUCAUGUAUCAAGUCUUAAGCAUGUAGGAAAAUUUCGAUAUUUGUCAAAUUUGACUCAAGCCGAGAAUGCUGAAGCGGACUCUGCCAAACCGGUUGCUAGCCGAGGGAAAAGAGGGAAUGGGAGGGGCAGAGGAAGAGGGAGGAGCUCUUCUAAUCACAUGACCUCUUCCGUGAACACAAGCGAACUGUCGAAUCAAGUUAGUAGAAGUGGCCGUCGUAUCAAACCUAAUAACCGUUGGGCACCAGAUGCUGAUUUUGAUCCGGGCCCAGUUACUAAAGUUCUUCCUACUCGUCAACGCAAGGCUGCCGUAAAAAGUGCUAAAACGAUUGCCCAAGAAAAAUCCCUUCCCGAGCAGCAUAGUACUACCGAAAACGAUGCUGACAAGGACGAAGAAGUGGCCACCUUAAAAGAAUCCACCCAACAGAUAGAUUCUUCCUGUGAGGAUCGCCUUGCAGAUGUGGACAACGAAAGUAACAAGAGCAGCAGAGAAGAUGAAGUUCAUUCACCUUCUAACAACCUAGUUUCAGAAACGUCUGAAACAGGGCAACAAAAGCCAAACCAAAAUCUCGAAGAAAAUAUAGAAAUCACAGAAGAGGUCGACACUAAAGCCGACCUGAAUGAAAUUGUUGAAGUAUCUUCAACUUCCCACGACAUAGCACCAGCUGUAAUUGACGAUCAAGACCUCACUGUUGGAGAUAAUGACGCGUUCAUUCAAUCAUCUGAGAUCUCGGUUGAAUUGGUUUGUUCUAAUGAAAUUGACCAAAAACAUAUUCCUAAUGAAGAGGAUGUGAAAAUUGUUAUGGAAGAUGAUUCAAUGCAAAUUGAGCCUGCGUCUGCUGUUCCAAGCAGUUCGCAGAUUUUUUUGGAUGUUGUUGAAAAUUGCAAUAGUGAAAUUACUUCAGAGGCUCCGAGGUCAGAGUGUGGCAAAGAUCUUAAUCAUGUUGAUGCCAGUGAUUCGGCGAGCAGUGAACGUGAAGACUUUUCUCAGGGAUUGACCGUGAAAGAGAAAGACAGUGCGACCGAUCAGUUGUACAACUCCUCAGCUGGUAACACUCCAAGGGGUGACGAUGAAGCCUUCGAUACCCAGUCGGUGCUCAUCUCACCUAAACCUGUUAAAGUGAAAUCAAGGUGGCGAAGGACUAGCGAACUUGAGCAAGUGGUUGGUCGCAACGGGAAUUCGGAUCAGAGUAGCUGUAAUAACAGCCCACUCAGUAUGUCACCAAAAACGGGUUGCAGUCUUCCAGUUCCGUCUGAUAAUAGAGAGAACCAAUUGGAAGAAAAAAGCCGAAUGGCGCUGAGCGAGAAUGUCGCAAUUAUUCAAGAGAGAUUGAAGUCUUUUGAAAUUGUAGAGGAGAAUCAAUAUUUGACGAGCAGAAAGACCAGCAAAGAGGUCAAGAGAAUGUUGUGUGAUUGUUCUCUUACAAAAGAAGAAAUCGCUCGUGGUGAACUGGGUUGUGGAGAAGAUUGCAUCAAUCGACUCCUUAUGAUAGAAUGCGGUCCGCGUUGCCAAUUAGCAGCUCGGUGCACAAAUAAACGUUUUCAGAAAAGACAAUAUGGGAAAAUCGAGGUGUUCAACACAGAGAAGAAAGGAGUAGGACUUCGUGCUUUACAGGACAUGGAUCCAGGAGAUUUCAUUAUUGAAUACGUUGGUGAAGUGAUUGAUCCUCGAGAAUUUCAUCGCCGCGCUAAAGAUUAUGCCCGCGAAAAGAAUAAGCACUACUAUUUUAUGGCUUUAAAGUCGGACGCCAUCAUUGAUGCCACACAACAGGGCAAUGUAUCGCGAUUCAUUAAUCACAGCUGCGAUCCAAAUGCUGAAACACAAAAAUGGACUGUAAAUGGAGAUCUCCGAGUUGGCUUUUUUGCACGUAAAAGUCUCAAAUCAGGAGACGAAGUUACUUUCGACUACCAAUUCCAGCGCUAUGGUAAAGAGGCCCAGCGUUGCUAUUGUGAAUCUUCCAACUGUCGGGGUUGGAUAGGAGAAGAUCCUGAAAAGGAAGACAAGAAUCGGGAUAAAAAAGAAAAGCGAGAUCGGGAAAAACGUAAAAGCCGAAGUAUUUUCAGGGAUGAGGUCAACACCAUUGAUCUGGAAAGUGAAAUUGAAAGAUUGGUUACGUUAGGAGUGAAAAAUCGCACCGAAACUCUUAAUCUUUCACGUUUAAUGGUACGAGCCGAAGAUUUUGAAGCUCGGAGGAACAUCCUUACAGUAUUGCGUAAUGCAGAGCAAGCAUGCCGGCGAUUGUUUUUGGACUAUCAUGGUCUCAAGUUGCUCUGGGGUUGGAUGGUUGACGCUUCCUCCUUUGGCCAAAGUUCUGAAAAUGUUCAGUUCAAGAUUGAUCUAUUGUCUACGUUAUCUAGCCUUCCAGUGCCUAAUAAAACCAUGCUGUUGGACAGUAAGUUGAUAUCAAUUGUUGAAAAAUGGACCACCUCGGUAGAGCCUCAGUUGGAAACGGUAAAGACGGAAAACUCAACUGAAAUAGAAGAAUCGUCAGAGAAUCAAACAGAACUCCCCAAUCAGGUCAUUUCCAUGUCUUCUCAAUUGCUUGAAUCGUGGUCAAACUUGAAAGAGGUUUUCCGGAUCCCCAAAAAAGAACGAAUUGAAAAAAUGAAGGAGCACGAACGUGAAGCUGAUCUUGAGUGGGAUAUGAUUCCAGACGUUAUAGAACAAACAAAUAAGCAAAGUAGCUAUGAUCGACGACCAAACAACCAUCACCGAAUGGAUUCGGGCUAUCGAGAUCCUAAGGAUAGGGACAAGUCGAAACGGAUGAGGGAGUCUCCUGAUCGAGAAAAUCGCAAGAUCCCACGAUUGGAAGACAAUAUUUCUAAGGAGGAGCGGAGAAGACUAUUUGCGCUUAAAGUUGCCCAACAAGAUGAAGAGCAGCGAGUAAGGCGAUGCCGGGAAGAAGACGUUUGGAGAAGACAUUUAGAACAAUGUCUAUCAUUUGGCGUCGAACCAACCAUGACUCCACUUAACUGUGAACCAACCCCUUUCAUCAAUUCAGCCAGCCCUGGAUUUAGUAUUGGAUUACCUCAAGUUAUUUGGGAUCCUGUUCUCGGUGUUUGGCAACCGUGUUCCGAUGAACAUGGUUCAUCUUCGGCUAAUCUCUCUGCUCUUACCCCACUGUCUGAAUCCAGUUCAACUAAUCAAGCAAAGAUUCCAAAUGAACCUCCUCUCCUUCAUCUAGUCAUACCAAAAGGCUAUAAUCCCACUGUCAUGGGUCCUCUGAUCAUGGACUUUGACUUAUGCAAACAUGAAGCCUCGGGAAUCCCGUAUGUUCCAGCUUCACUCGUGUCCCCAUUAGAAAAUGAUACUCUCAUCGCAGGUUCUUCUCUUGGUGAUCUUCAGGAUUCUUCUCUGUUGUCAUCUAAAUUGCCUCGUUUCUGGCGGCAUUCCGUUGACGAACGCGGUCGCAUCUAUUAUUAUCACGUACGUCUGCGACUACCCCAGUGGGAAAUUCCAGCACCAGAAAUUGAUACGCCCGAUUUCAGUUCCGAAGAGGAAGAAGACGUUGAAGAGGCAAUUGAGCCCAUCACAUCAACCGCCAUUACCGAACCGGUAAAUUCUCCCAUUUUAGAAAAUUCUAAAGAGCAAGAAAAAGAACGCCGAAGAAAACUCCUUUGUCACGAAAAAAUCAUAAGCCCUCGUAGUGAAUUCGAACGAAGUGAUGAUGCUCAAAGAUAUCGUGAGCUUAAGGAACGAGUUUUGCGCCAAAAACUUGCUCGUAUUCGUGAACGGGGUCUCUGGAUUGAAGAAACAAAGGCUGAAGAAAAGAACAAGAACAGAGACAAAGAAAGGAGAAAGUUAAACGAAAAAGAGAAGGAAAAAAUGAGAAAGAGAGCCAAAGAAAAAUAUAAGCGUUCUUUGCUCAAGGGAGAUGGGCGCAAAAAAAUCAAAGUUCCGAGUACGAAAGACGUCUUGGAGCCAGCUGGAUUAGAAGAUAAAGAUGGGGAGACUGCAGCCAAUGGUGAAGGGAAUGAUUUAAGUGUGGAUAGGUACAUGAUGGACGGGUCAUUGGAUGACUACAUGCUCUUAGGGGAAGGUGAGGACGAGGCUGGUGAACAAGAAAGAAAUCGUGACGUAUCAGCCAACACAGUGCGCAAAAUUAAGGAUGCUUUCCGCAUGAAAAUCUCAUCUGAUAUCGUGAACAUCCUCAAUCCAUAUCGCCGACCUGAUUGUAAACUAGGACGUAUAACUUGCACGGAUGAUUUCAAGCAUUUGGCACGGAAGAUGACACAUUUUGUAUUGGCUAAGGAGCUCAAACACUGCCGUAACAUUCAGGAUUUAGUGGUAAACGACAGUGUCAAGCAUAAAGCAAAGGAUUUUAUUAAGAAAUACAUGGCGAAGUUCGGACCUGCUUAUAAACGGGGUAACGACGAAGACGCUUGAUCCUAAAAAAAUUUCCCAUGUGAAAGUGUAUCGGCCGACUGUUUUGUACAAUGUAUUUAGCUGCUGCAACUUUUAUCUGUUUUAAAGAAAAACAACAGAAAACGAUGAAUAUAUGAAAUUUCAACGA
Messenger RNA from Daphnia pulex (common water flea), 5265 nucleotides. It is a transcript of the gene Set2, whose product is annotated as probable histone-lysine N-methyltransferase CG1716. Lineage: Eukaryota; Metazoa; Arthropoda; Branchiopoda; Diplostraca; Daphniidae. The record is from RefSeq and is a predicted model, not a curated record. Gene Ontology annotation, biological process: regulation of DNA-templated transcription. Gene Ontology annotation, cellular component: nucleus; chromosome. Gene Ontology annotation, molecular function: histone H3K36 methyltransferase activity; protein binding. The transcript is spliced from 14 exons. Bases 585 to 5138 code for a protein of 1517 amino acids.